AAACUAGUCUCACUUUUCUCAGUUGAACCUUUCUUCAUUCUUCUCAGUGGAACCUCUCUUUUCUCCCUCACAGAUAUCCCUCUCAAUCGAACCUCCUCUGCCACGCACUCGCUGCUGAACCUUCUCACCGCCAUCACUCGCUCCCUCUGUCACUGUUUCCAUCACUCUCUCCCCCACAAAGGUUUCAGAAUUUGUUCUAUCAUUUGGUACACAAGAGAAGAGCUUCCAUGGAGAACGGAGAUAUACCUGAGGAUGCCAACGAGCAUUGCCCAGGUCCUCAGUCUGAUUCUGCUGGAAAAUCUGAUGCAUGUGAAGGUUGCCCAAAUCAGCAAAUUUGUGCCACUGCCCCUAAAGGACCUGACCCUGAUAUGGUUGCCAUUGCUGAAAGAAUGGCCACUGUGAAACAUAAGAUACUGGUCUUGUCAGGAAAGGGAGGUGUUGGCAAGAGCACAUUUUCUGCCCAGCUGGCAUUUGCGUUAGCUGCAAGGGAUUUUCAAGUUGGUCUUCUGGACAUUGAUAUUUGUGGUCCAAGCAUCCCAAAGAUGCUUGGCCUAGAAGGUCAAGAGAUACACCAGAGCAACCUUGGUUGGUCUCCUGUCUAUGUUGAGUCUAAUCUUGGGGUCAUGUCAAUUGGGUUCAUGCUUCCUCAUCCAGACGAAGCUGUUAUAUGGAGAGGUCCACGCAAAAAUGGGCUUAUCAAGCAGUUUUUAAAAGAUGUUUAUUGGGGUGAACUUGAUUUUCUAAUUGUUGAUGCUCCGCCUGGAACCUCAGAUGAACAUAUUUCAAUUGUUCAAUGCCUAGAUGCUGCUAAUGUAGACGGUGCAAUCAUAGUUACCACUCCUCAACAAGUCUCUCUUAUUGAUGUGAAAAAAGAAGUGAAUUUUUGCAAGAAAGUCGGAGUGAAAGUUCUUGGGGUUGUGGAGAAUAUGAGUGGCCUCUCCCAGCCCAUCUCAAAUCUCAAGUUUAUGAAGAUUACAGAUAAUGGUGAGAUGAAAGAUGUUACGGAGUGGAUAUCAGAAUACAUGAAAGAAAAAGCGCCUGAAAUGCUGAAUUUGAUCGCCUGCAGUGAAGUAUUUGAUAGUAGCCGUGGUGGAGCGUUGAAGAUGUGUAACGAGAUGGCGGUACCCUUUCUCGGUAAGGUUCCUUUAGAUCCACAGCUUUGCAAGGCAGCUGAAGAAGGUAGAUCGUGUUUUGCAGAUAAGGAUUGUGUCGUGAGUGCUCCAGCUUUACAAAAGAUAAUAGAUAAGCUGAUGGAAACUAGUGGGCUGUCAAUGACGGCAAGUAAUGGAGUGUAGCAGAUUUAGUUCAUGUUCAUGUUUGUAAAUUGAAACCUAAUUGAUAGAAAACCAAUUUUGUGUUUCUUACAAAUUUAUCAUUGAAGAUGAUCUAAAAAGAUCUGUUAUUUGAGUUUACAAAGCUAAGAUCUUACUAUAAGGUAGUACUUUCAUAGACAAGUUGGAUUGAAACUAUAAGAUAAAAUUCAUGCAUAUUAUA
Molecule: messenger RNA, 1494 nt
Organism: Medicago truncatula (barrel medic)
Lineage: Eukaryota; Viridiplantae; Streptophyta; Magnoliopsida; Fabales; Fabaceae
Product: cytosolic Fe-S cluster assembly factor NBP35
Exons: 4
Coding region: 228-1295 (355 amino acids)
Biological process (GO): iron-sulfur cluster assembly
Cellular component (GO): cytosol
Molecular function (GO): 4 iron, 4 sulfur cluster binding; ATP binding; ATP-dependent FeS chaperone activity
Source: RefSeq, a predicted model, not a curated record